Gossypium arboreum is the source of this 734-nucleotide messenger RNA. RefSeq lists its product as uncharacterized. The record is from RefSeq and is a predicted model, not a curated record. The transcript is spliced from 2 exons. The coding region runs from base 113 to 469 and encodes 118 amino acids. Lineage: Eukaryota; Viridiplantae; Streptophyta; Magnoliopsida; Malvales; Malvaceae.
CCCAUUUGCAGCGAGAAGGCACGGGUCUGGGUCCUAGAGCGGGUUGAUGCGCAGACCCUUCCCCUUAGGAACAGCGCCGUUUUGCUGCAUGCUUAAAACCUCAAGCAAAUGAAUGGCAUUUUACCAUUUCUCCAAGCUGCAGACCAAAUACCCAAUUGUUAGGGUUUUGGCGCAGCAACCUUCAUUUACCCAGGGCCAUUCAAUCGUCAGUUCACCAUCAAAAUUGGUGAGUGACUCAAAAGCCUCUUUGUUCCCAUCAGAAUCGACGCUUAAAAAACCUUUUCCUUUCGCAUCUCUAACCCUGACUUCGAUGGAGAAGACGAGGAUUUCAUUGAUGCGUCCGCGAAGGUACGGGGUGGUGUUUGUGUGUGUACGAGAGCGUGGGCGUGGCGCCAGGAUGCUGGGGCGUAGGAGGCAUGGAGCUGCUAUCCGAUUGCUAUUGCGACGCAGGAGAAAGGGGGUGAUUUAGGAUUUGUCUUGGCUUAACAUUCUAGGCCUAUUGGGCCUUGUGAAUUUGGGUUUGUAAUAUUUUGGGUUUAAAAUUGGGUUAUGGGUUAUGUAACUUGGACUGAUGGGCUUUUAUUGGAUUGUUAAUGUAUUUUUUGUUUAUUAUUUUUUGGUUUUGUAUUUAUAUGGGUCCGGGCUAAAUUGGCCCAUUACAUGUAUUAUUUGUAAUUUAUACAUGUAUCUGUAAUUAUAUUAGAAAACUCUUUAAGAAUAAUUCUUUUAGUAAA